GGCUAGCAAAACCCUCGGGAACAAAGAAUCUCCCCAACGGCUACCACAUGCGGUGGCUGGCACCAGAUAAGUUACCGUUGGUGGGGCCCCCUUCAUUUCUUUUUGAAAAAUAUAUAACCGUUACAAAACUCUGGCCCUUCAAGUACCAACAACUCAUACUGCAGCUCUCAAACUAUCAAGAGUCAAGAACACCAAGGGGGAAGGAAAAAAAAAACAUAAUCCAGUUCUUGAGUGGAAAAGUAGAGGUAAAAAGCCAUGACUGCUGAGGUUAAAGUCGAGGAAACUAAGGUUGCUGAUGCUGAGGUUGUUGUUCCUGAAGAAAGUCCCAAGCAGGUUGUUGCUGAUGCUGAUAAUGAAGACACCAAAAAAGGUGGGGAUUCUGAAGUGAAUGGUGAUUCUACUAUUUCCAUGCCUAAAACAGUUCAGAAGAGCUCUUCUUAUAAAGAAGAGAGCAACUAUCUUUCUGAUCUUAAGGAGUUUGAGAAAAAGGCUCUCACUGAGCUUAAAUCCAAACUUGAAGAAGCUAUUCUUGGAAACAAAUUGUUCAAGAAAGAUGAGCCCAAGAAGAAAGAGACUGGAGAAAGUGAAAAGAAGGUGGAGGAGAAGGAGAAGAAGGUAGAUAAAGAAGAGACAGAGAAGGAAAAGACUGAAGAAAGUGAGAAACAAGAUCAAGAACAAGAAGCUGAGAAGAAUGAAGAAAGUGAGAAGCAAGUUCAAGAUAAAGAAGCUGAAAAGAAUGAAGAACCAGAACCAGUGCAAGAAUGUGAAGAAGAGAAGAAACCUGAGGAGGAAAAGGAGGAAGAAAUAGUAGACAAAGAUAUCUCUCUUUGGGGAGUCCCACUUUUGCCUAGCAAAGGAGCACAAGGAACAGAUGUUGUCCUCUUGAAGUUCCUGAGAGCAAGAGAGUUCAAAGUCAAUGAAGCCUUUCAGAUGCUAAAGAAAACCCUGCAAUGGAGGAAAGAAUCAAACGUCGAUUCGAUCUUGGAAGAAGAUUUGGAAGUGGAUUUAAGCUCAGCCUUUUACAUGAAUGGUGUAGAUCGUGAAGGUCACCCUGUCUGUUACAACAUUUAUGGUGCUUUUGCUGAUGCAGAUCUCUACUCCAAGGCGUUUGGCAGUGAGCAAAGGCGCAAACAGUUCUUGAGAUGGAGAUUUCAGCUGAUGGAAAAGGGCAUUCAAAAGCUUGAUUUGAAGCCUGGUGGUGUCACUUCUUUGCUUCAAAUUAAUGAUCUCAAGAACUCUCCUGCUCCAUCGAAGAAAGAUCUUAGAGUUGCUAUGAACCAAGCUGUUUCGCUUUUGCAGGACAAUUAUCCUGAAUUUGUUGCCAGAAAUAUAUUCAUAAAUGUUCCAUUUUGGUAUUAUGCUCUCAAUGCACUGUUGUCCCCUUUCUUAACUCAAAGAAGCAAGAGCAAAUUUGUUGUUAGUCGCCCUGCCAAGGUUACUGAGACCUUACUCAAAUACAUUCCAGCCCAGGAAAUCCCUGUCCAGUAUGGUGGUUUCAAGAGGGAGAAUGAUUUCGAGUUCUCAGCAGGAGAUGAUGAAGUUUCUGAGCUUAUUGUCAAAGCAGGAUCAACUGAAACCAUUGAGAUCUCUACAGCAGAGGUUGGGGUCACACUGAUCUGGGACCUGACUGUUUUGGGUUGGGAAGUGAAUUACAAGGAGGAAUUUGCACCAAAUGACGAGGGGUCUUACACUGUCAUAAUUCAAAAGGCCAAGAAAAUGAGCUCAUCUCAAGAACCACUUCGCAACACUUUUACCAACAGUGAGCUUGGAAAGGUUGUCCUGACAAUUGAAAAUACUUCCAGCAAGAAGAAGAGGGUUCUGUAUCGAUACAAGACCAAGAAGACUGCUGCUGCUUCCUUCUAGACACCACCAUCUUUAUAUAAAUUCCAAUCUUGUAUUCAUUGUCAGUUUUGUUUGUUAUGACAUUCUUUAUAUCGCACCAUUGAUUGAUUCUUUUUGUGGAAGAUCCUCUGUUUUAGUUCAUUUUUCUCCAUCUUUAAUCUUUUUGCUCUUGGAGGGUUUCCUGGUUACAGAUUGAUUUGUAAUGUACAAGUAAUAAAUAUAUAUUUAUCGAGUA
Messenger RNA from Ricinus communis (castor bean), 2077 nucleotides. Its product is annotated as patellin-4. The transcript is spliced from 5 exons. The record is from RefSeq and is a predicted model, not a curated record. The coding region runs from base 256 to 1863 and encodes 535 amino acids. NCBI's taxonomy places the organism in Eukaryota, Viridiplantae, Streptophyta, Magnoliopsida, Malpighiales, Euphorbiaceae. Gene Ontology annotation, molecular function: lipid binding.